GCUUCGGGGCAGAGAGCGGAGACGAACAGCCGGGCCGAGCCAGCACCACCAACUGUCCGGCUCCGCAGCGCGCGUGCGCAGGGGGGCUCGAAAAAGCAGUGACAAACAGACGACGUGCUGAGCUGCCAGCUUAGUGGAAGCUCUGCUCUGGGUGCAGAGCAGCCUCGCUUCGGUGACGCACAGUGCUGAGACCCUCCAGGAGCCCAGGGAUUGAAGGAUGGUGGCGGCCGUCCUGCUGGGGCUGAGCUGGCUCUGCUCUCCCCUGGGAGCUCUGGUCCUGGACUUCAACAACAUCAGGAGCUCUGCCGACCUGCAUGGGGCCCGGAAGGGCUCACAGUGCCUGUCUGACACAGACUGCAAUACCAGAAAGUUCUGCCUCCAGCCCCGCGAUGAGAAGCCGUUCUGUGCUACAUGUCGUGGGUUGCGAAGGAGGUGCCAGCGAGAUGCCAUGUGCUGCCCUGGGACACUCUGUGUGAACGAUGUUUGUACUACGAUGGAAGAUGCAACCCCAAUAUUAGAAAGGCAGCUUGAUGAGCAAGAUGGCACACAUGCAGAAGGAACAACUGAGCACCCAGUCCAGGAAAACCAACCCAAGAGGAAGCCAAGUAUUAAGAAAUCACAAGGCAGGAAGGGACAAGAGGGAGAAAGUUGUCUGAGAACUUUUGACUGUGGCCCUGGACUUUGCUGUGCUCGUCAUUUUUGGACGAAAAUUUGUAAGCCAGUCCUUUUGGAGGGACAGGUCUGCUCCAGGAGAGGGCAUAAAGACACUGCUCAAGCUCCAGAAAUCUUCCAGCGUUGCGACUGUGGCCCUGGACUACUGUGUCGAAGCCAACUGACCAGCAAUCGGCAGCAUGCUCGGUUAAGAGUGUGCCAAAAAAUAGAAAAGCUGUAAAUAUUUCAAAAUGAAGAAUCCACAUUGCAAUUGAGCUCAAUCUUGGACAUUAACUUUAAAAUGCUUCCAUACAGCUCUCUCUUAAAAUCUCUUGUAGCAAGUGAAAUAGCCUGAAACUAGAGAACUAAGAGAUGGCGACCUUGUGAUGAAUGAAACUAGCUUUAGCCUUUUGUCCGUUUUUCCAGAAAACUGAUGGGACUCUGUAAUAAAAAAAAAAUUAUUUCUAAUCUAGGGACUCAAUUAAUUCAAAUCUUUAAGAAUUGAAGCCAGGCGCGGUGGCUCACGCCUGUAAUCCCAGCACUUUGGGAGGCCGAGGUGGGUGGAUCACGAGGUCAAGAGUUUGAGACCAGACUGGCCAACACAGUAAAACCCUGUCUCUACUAAAAAUACAAAAAAUUAGCUGGGCAUGGUGGCUGAUGUCUGUAAUCCCAGCUACUCGGGAGGCUGAGGCAGGAGAAUUGCUUGAACACGGGAGGCGGAGGUUGCAAUGAGCCAAGAUCACGCCAUUGCACUCCAGCCCGGGUGACAGUACAAGACUCCGUCUCAAAACAACAACAAAGAAUUGAAAUUGUAUAUAUUUAAAGUGUAUUGUGUGAUGUUUUGAAAUACAUAUACUAUAACCGAGCCACAUCUCUCUCUCCAAAUAAAUCUUUAAACAAUUUCUGGUGAAGGGCUGGUGCCUGACAGUAUCCUAGGGGGUAAAAAAUGAUAGCAUCUGAAGUUAAAAGUAAAUUAAUUCUUACAUCUUACCAGGAAAAUUAUCACAGCAAAUACUAUAUUUUUCCUUAAUAACUCUAUUGUUUAUUUCCAUUCAUCUCUUAGAAGGGAAAUGGCAUUUCACUACAAAAUAAUUUGGUUAAUAAAGAAGUUUC
Messenger RNA from Pongo pygmaeus (Bornean orangutan), 1764 nucleotides. RefSeq names its product dickkopf Wnt signaling pathway inhibitor 4 (gene DKK4). NCBI's taxonomy places the organism in Eukaryota, Metazoa, Chordata, Mammalia, Primates, Hominidae. Bases 218 to 892 code for a protein of 224 amino acids. The record is from RefSeq and is a predicted model, not a curated record. Gene Ontology annotation, molecular function: co-receptor binding; receptor antagonist activity. Gene Ontology annotation, cellular component: extracellular region. Gene Ontology annotation, biological process: multicellular organism development; negative regulation of canonical Wnt signaling pathway. The transcript has 5 exons.